GAUUCCAAGCAAAUAUAGAGAGCGCUCUUCUCUUAUCACAAUUGAUAAUGAAAUGUAGGUAAUACUCGUAAUGACUUAUGGUCACCAGUUGUAGUCAACACUCUCUAUAACAUAAUAUUAAAAUUAUUCUGUAAUUUAGUUGUUAUUUUGAAUUAUUAAAUAUGUCUGUAAUUGAAAUUAUUGAUAUUAUGGACUAUGUAGGUGAUGGUAAACGUCCGUUUGUUGAGGGUUCAGAGAUUUUAAAAUGUAACCACAUAAUAGAGUUUGGUAUAAAAGAGCAAACAAAAAAUAAACUUGUUAUUAUGGCUUUGUGUUUGCAAACCUCCAACAUUAAUGGUCAUCCUCAUGAAGUUUUAGUAACAAAAACUAUUCAUGAAGGUAAUGUGAAGGUGUCAGGUUCCUGCUCAUGUAAAGCAGGCACGGGGAAGUGUAAGCAUGUUGUUGGCGUUAUGCUUAAGUUACAGAAAACUUCAAUUGACAGUUUGGAGGAAUUGAGUUGUACUGAAUUACGCCAACAGUGGGGAAAGUUUAAAAGUAUUGGAACUGAGAUGUAUCAAACAAUCCCAGUAAAAAAUUUUUGUCAUGUCGAAAAGUAUAUUUCUCCAUAUUCAGAAACUCUGCCAGAUGUAUUACCAAAUAAUAUUGAGAAAAUUGUAUAUGAAACUUUAAUUGAAGGUAUUGAAUUAGAUCCCAAUAUAUCUGAUAAGUUUUAAGAUUCAUUUGGAUAUACCUCAAGGGGGUCAUUUAUCAUCUAAUGCUGGGUUGCAUAAACAAUUUAUAAAUUUAAUGGACCAAUAGUAGGCCACUAAAUCGUAUUUAAGGAACCUUUAGCUCACUAUUGAUUCAUUAAAUGUUUUGUGUAACCGGACACUACUGUUUUUAUUAUUUUUUAAUUAAGUAAAUUCUCUUUUUAGUCACAGUAAAUGUUUGUAUCUGCAAUAUUUGUUUGAAUUUAUUCUGACAAAUUUUUGAACUAAUUCUUCAUUUUAUUUAAAAGUAGGUAGUUAUUAGUCCUUUAUUAUUGAGAAGAAAAAUGUUUUAUAUUUUUUUUUUUAUCUAUGAUCUUAUUGGUAAUAAAAUAGGUUGUACUGAAUUAUUAGGAGUGAUUAUUAUUGUGAUUUUUUUAGUAUGUUCACCCCUAUUUUUUUAUAUUUCAAUUAUGCUUAUAAUCAAAUUCUGAUUUUUGGAAUUUUUAAGUAUACUUAUUACCUAAAGACCAUCUUAAACUUAUCAGAUAUCAGGGCUGCAACUCUGUCACUUUUGUCACUAUAUUUCGAAAACUGUCACUUUUCUCACUUAUAGCCAUUUAUUAUAAUGUUUCACAAAAGAAACCAAAAAUAAUUUUAAUCCUGUAAUUUUUAAAAAUCUGUUAGUUUAAUUUUACCCUAACAAUAUUUGUAUAUAAUAUAUUAAUAUAUUGUAUUGUACCAUUAUAAUAGUCGUGAUACAUCCGUGAUUAAAAUCUUUGAUAAUGGUGCGGCGUAAUGGUCUCUCAUAUUUUAAAUAAUCAUUAGGAAGUAAUUAAACUGAUUAGAUAUAUAUAAUCUAUGAUUAAAACACGAUACCCACGGGCCACGGACGUGACGAUACCCAAUGAAAAUCAGGGGCAUUAUUUAAAAAUUUUUUUUGUUGGUGCCAAAAUGUUUGCAGGCCAUUCAGAUCAUUACCAUGCCACAUAACUAUGUGUAGGUACUUGAAAUAUAUUUAUUUUAUAUUGUGGAUACCAUUGUACAAAGGUAUUUACACUUGGUAAAUAAAUGUAUGGGUAUAAAUCACCUUUAUAAGAAAAUACCUAACCGAACCUAACCUACACUUUUUUUCUCCCUGCAUACUCAAAAUAAAUAAUAUAGCUAGCUUAAUAAAACUUAAAUAGAAAUUUAUUUUAUUGGUAUCCUUCACAAUGUUUGUGUUUUAAUUUUAUCGAUUAUAAUAUUGUGGGACCAAAUUAAUAAAUUGUUUUUUAUUAAGAAAAAGAUAGUCACUUUUAGUCACCUAAAAAAAAAAUUAAUCACUUUUCUCACUUUUUUAUUUCAUUUUUUGAGUUGCAGCCCUGAGAUAUAUUGGGACCUAAUUUAAUACAUUGAGUUCUAUCACUAAGGGAAGAUUUAAACCAUGUAAUUGUAUGGAUUAUUAUUUUAUUGCUGUGUUUUAUACUAGUAUUUAAGUAUUGUCUAUUAUUUUAUUACCUACUGUAUUUACCACUGUAAUAUUUGCCUUUGGCACUUUAAAUAAAUGAUUAAUGAUUUAAUAAUUUACUCUAAGGAUUGUUCUUACAUUGUCCAGUUAAGUGUCGGUUAAGACUAACCGGUAGACUUCUAUCGGUUAACACAUAAGAAAUUCUACUGGUUAGCUUUAUCAGACAAUAACCAAUAACUGGACAUUGUAAGAAUGGCCCUUAGAUAUAUUUUAAUUCAUGAUACUAAAUUUAAAAA
Acyrthosiphon pisum (pea aphid) is the source of this 2432-nucleotide messenger RNA. RefSeq lists its product as uncharacterized. Gene Ontology annotation, molecular function: zinc ion binding. NCBI's taxonomy places the organism in Eukaryota, Metazoa, Arthropoda, Insecta, Hemiptera, Aphididae. The transcript has 2 exons. The record is from RefSeq and is a predicted model, not a curated record. The coding region runs from base 162 to 713 and encodes 183 amino acids.